This is a messenger RNA of Glycine soja, 1730 nucleotides long. RefSeq lists its product as uncharacterized. The transcript is spliced from 8 exons. The record is from RefSeq and is a predicted model, not a curated record. Gene Ontology annotation, cellular component: SNARE complex; endoplasmic reticulum. Gene Ontology annotation, molecular function: SNAP receptor activity. Gene Ontology annotation, biological process: retrograde vesicle-mediated transport, Golgi to endoplasmic reticulum. NCBI's taxonomy places the organism in Eukaryota, Viridiplantae, Streptophyta, Magnoliopsida, Fabales, Fabaceae. Bases 549 to 1427 code for a protein of 292 amino acids.
AUACUUCCACAUGUGCUUGGCGGUGACUGUUCGAUGUUGUCGGAGAUGGCGAGCACGAUCAUCAUUCAUCAAUGCUAGGGUGAGCUUGCUUUUUCCACGGUGGUUACCAGCAUAUAUUGGUGGUUUUGAUCCGAGGCAAGAUCGUAGGGUAAGUGGGUAACCACACUGUUUGGUUGAACUCAGGAUAUAUGAGAAGGAGUGUGAUGUUUCUUUCCAAAAGAGGUAUAGCAUUUACUGGGGUAAUUUAGAAAAGAAAUUUUUAAAAAAAUGAAAUUGGGAGUGUAAAUAGUAAAUGCCCUGAAAUUUUAGCCUGCAAAGACAAAGCUCUCUCUCACAAUUCACAAACCAACCGAAAGAGAAAAAACCUCAUUUUUCAUAUUUUUUGUCCCAAACGAAAACCCUUACUUUGUGUUUUGUUGUUCGAAAAGAAAUCAAGGUCUUUGUUUUGAUUCCUUCGUGCUUGCUUCUGGAAUCUCAACAACACCUUUUGCUCUCUCUUGGCUGGAUCAGUCGCCGUUACUCAAGAAACAUAACAUACAACCAAGGUGAUGGACAAGGUUGUGGAGGAGGCUGAAAAAGUGAAGAAGGAAUGGGAUGAAACAUACAAGAAAACGCAAGAGCACAUUGAGGCAAUUGCAGAGUAUGGAAAACCAGGAAGAGCAAAAGAGGAGAAAAAUUCUCUCGCCAGAUUGAAUGGGAUUGCUCAAGAUGGCUUGGCUCUCCUUUCUUCCUUCCUCUUCACCCUCGAUCUUCUUGCUCCUCAAUUGCCCUCUGAGCCAGAGGUCCAAUCCACACGUGCCUUGCUUCAAUCUUGGAAAACACUAACUCAAAAUUUGCGGUUAAAUCUGCGGAAUGCCAAUCUCCAAGCGAAGGCUAACUUGAGGAAAGCUGCUCAGGAGGAGAGAGAACUACUUCUGGGUGGCGGAGAAGAGUCCACAGUUCGCAGACGCAAUUUACAGACAAAAGCUGGAAUGACAUCUGCUGCAGAGAGCAUCACGGAAAGCCUUCGUCGUACUCGUCAAUUGAUGGUUCAGGAGGUUGAAAGAAACACAAGCACACUUAUGACUCUUGAUGAGUCAACUGGGGUGUUAAAAAAGGCUGAAAGUGAAUAUAAAGGGCACCGCUCGUUGUUGAUGAGAACACGAAAUCUCCUCUCCACAAUGCAACGUCAAGAUGUCAUAGACAGGGUAAUAAUCGGGGUUGGGUUUUUGUUGUUCUCCCUUGCUGUUCUUUAUGUUGUUUACAAGCGAAUCGGACUACUUACGUUGCAGAGAAAGGUAACUGAGGCCAUAAAAGCCGGUAUGGUGGGACAGGCAGAGCUAAGACCCCAAGCUGUUGCAGAUGACUUGAAUCUUCAUCAAGUCAGAGGCGACUGUGUUCAUAAUGCAGAGGCUCCUUUAGAACAAAGAAUACAUGAUGAACUAUGAUGCAUUUCUAAGCAAUACUAUCAUGUUGUCUGUGUUUAUUUUCAUCAAGAGAGAUCAUAUAUUUCAUAACACAACUUCAGCAUCCUCCUAAUUGCUUUAAAAGUGACAAAAGUAAAAGUAUUUGCUAUCUUGAGAGUUCGAAAAGUAUUUACUACUAACUUUUUGAGAAGUAAUUUGGAGGAUUAUUGGCUGAUCUGUUAUAAUGAAUUAAAAAUUAUUUCUGUAGUUGAUUACAAGCCUUUCAACAUGAGCAAGCUAAUAAUUCUUGACGAGCUGUCUCUGGCUGCUUUUUCGUUGUACCAA